AAAGAAGAAAUGGGAAGGCGGCCAUUGAUUGCAUGCGCAGGCGCCGCUCGCAGCUGCCAGUUUCAACGUAGCCCCGUGCGCGAUGUGACGUCUAAACAACUUUCUAUAUUUACAAAAACAUUUCACAGUGAACAUUGAAUUAAAACUACUAGUUUAAAAACUAAAAAUGGAUUUAAAAGAGAUAAUAAAGUGGUUCAUACCAUGCUUCCACAGAUUAUUGUACCGUUUCGCGAGAAAAUUAGACUUGACUUUGACUUUUCCGUGUUUGUUUUUACUUUUUUUCUGCUGUCCCAGUUACGCGGCAAAAGUGAAUUCCGUUAUGGGCUCGAACUUAAGUUUAAGUAAUAACCUAGGUAGUGGUUACAAUUAUACCAAAAAUGUAGAAAUAGUUGAGAAUGACAGUUUUGAAGACCAAAGUGUUGUUUUAAGAAAUGUAGAGAAUGCUGGUCCACUACAACGAGAUACUUCUGUAGGACGAACAUUCGGCAUUCGCUUCAAGAAGAUGAUGCAAGCUAUGAUCCCGCUGGCCUUCCAGCUUGGUUCAGCCGCGACUUGGGCGGUCAUAGCGGCUCUGGUCGGCAUCAAGACCCUGGCCGUUACCUUGUUCAUCGUGAAGAUACUGCUGGUCGCUGGUGCUGCUAAGGUAAUACUAGCCGUUUACGACAAGCUUGGAGCACUAUUCGCCUCGAAAGGGCAUCACGGUUAUCAGAGCCACCAGGGCUGGACUCCGCAUCAGAAAGAGAUUCACUUGCACAUUCAUAACAAUGGUUACCAAGGUCAUGGAACGGAACACGAGUCAAUUUCUCCGUGGAAUAGAGACGGUGUCCACAACACAGCUGAGUCGAACCACGUGAACAUUAUCCACGAGCCGUACGCGGCCGGACCGCAAACCAUCAGCACUCCGUACGGAAACUACAUGAGGAUCGAGCCUGGACAACAGGCACAUGCGGCAUAGACAUUAAACUUCCAACAUUCCAUUCCAAAGCCUAAUGUCACCAUAGAUGCAUGGACACUCAUCUUUUAAUAUAAAUAACUAGCUGACGCCGUGCGGUUUUACCCGCGUGGUUUCCGUUUCCGUAGGAAUACAGGGAUAAUAUAUAGCCUGUAGCCUUCCUUAAUAAAUGGGCUAUCUAACACAGAAAUAUUUUUUCAAAUCGGACCAGUAGUUCCUGAGAAUAGCGCGUUCAAUCAAAUAAACAAACAAACUCCUUCAGCUUUAUGUAUUAGUAGGUAUAGAUGCUUUACAUUUACUGAGCAAACCGAAAGUAUUCAAUAAAACGAUUAUUGUACCUACUUACCAGUACCUACCAAUAUAAAUCAAACCGACGAUUUUAUACUAUUAGAUGUCAUUGAAGGCGUACAGAAGUGGCUAAUUGUCUUGAUUUCAUUAUAAUUAAUACUGUCUAUAAUGUCAAAUUGUGUUUGACAAGUGUAAAAACAUUUAGGUACCUACAUAAAUAUAUACCUAAUGCAAGUAAACACAAUAUUUUGCAUGUGUGCGCUCGGUGGAGUAACUAAGUUCGGAUCCCUUUUUGCGGUGCUACAAAAUGUAAGCACGUAUCAUGUCUAAUAGUAGAAAAUCGUCGGGUAAAACUCAAGAACAACUCAAUUUAAAGAAUGGUCUUGUAAAUUCGAAAAAUAUUUAUAGAGUUACUAAAUAAUUAAAUUGCUUAAACCGACUAAAAAGGAUAAAAUUACCUAUUUCGCACUUAUGGCGCCAGUAACUUUAAGUUAUUAAAGAUAUAUUUUUGAUAAUAGUUCCAAACUUGAAAAUGGUAUAUCAAUAAUUAUAGAAGAUUUUCAUUAGCUAUCAAUUAUACCUAAUUGAUAUAGCAAAAUGGUAUAUCAAUUAUAGAAGAUUUUCAUUAGUAUUAUUGUGAAUUGUGAAAAUUAGGUGAAGGAAAUGGUGACGUUAUCAAAGAAUACACUAAUAAAAGCGCUUGGUUAAGUUAGAGAAUAUGUUUUUCCUAUAUCACUUACCAAUACUUAUUUUACUAGAGGCUAAAACAGGCACGUAAAUCCUUUCUUUACAUUAUGUAAUUUUCUUGUACAUACCUACAUAAAUUUUUAAUUAUAUAGUUACCUUAGCAGUUAAAUAGGAUAUAUUAAUUUAUUUUACAAUAAAGUAUUAUUUAUUUUUGUAGCUAAUAAAUUGUCUAAUUUAUUAAAUAUUUUUGUUUUAAGAUUCAAAUUAAAUAAAAUUUCUGUAAACUAUU
Molecule: messenger RNA, 2216 nt
Organism: Bicyclus anynana (squinting bush brown)
Lineage: Eukaryota; Metazoa; Arthropoda; Insecta; Lepidoptera; Nymphalidae
Exons: 4
Coding region: 167-955 (262 amino acids)
Source: RefSeq, a predicted model, not a curated record